This is a messenger RNA of Lepus europaeus (European hare), 1265 nucleotides long. RefSeq names its product aurora kinase C (gene AURKC). Bases 110 to 1123 code for a protein of 337 amino acids. Gene Ontology annotation, molecular function: ATP binding; protein kinase activity. Gene Ontology annotation, cellular component: spindle midzone; spindle pole centrosome; spindle microtubule. Gene Ontology annotation, biological process: regulation of cytokinesis; mitotic spindle organization; protein phosphorylation. The transcript is spliced from 6 exons. Lineage: Eukaryota; Metazoa; Chordata; Mammalia; Lagomorpha; Leporidae. The record is from RefSeq and is a predicted model, not a curated record.
GGGCUCGGCCGGAGCGAGUAGCUCCGCGGGACCCGCAGGCUCGCGUGGGCUCGGCACCAGCGAAGGGGCUCGGGCGGUAGCCGCGCCCCGGGAGCCCCCGAAGACCGUUAUGCAGUCGGGCAGUUCUCAGGCCGCAGGAGGGACGGACGGAAACCCGGGCGGCCGAGGGGAAGGGGCUCGGGCUGCUGGCGUUGGGGCGGGGUGCACCGAGGAAGGCGCUCACUUCGUUCUCUCUGCCUUUGCUCCUCCGCCUCCUCCCUCCGCCGCGGCAGGCCCCGCGCAGCCGAGCGUCCCCCUGAGGCGCCUCACGAUUGAGGACUUCGAGAUUGGGCGUCCGCUUGGCAAGGGGAAAUUCGGGAAUGUGUACCUGGCUCGGCUCAAGGACAGCCAUUUCAUCGUGGCCCUGAAGGUCCUCUUCAAGUCCCAGAUAGAAAAGGAAGGCAUGGAGCACCAGCUGCGCAGGGAAAUCGAAAUCCAGGCGCACCUCCAACAUCCAAACAUCCUGCGCCUGUACAACUACUUCCACGAUGCUCGUCGGAUAUACCUGAUUCUGGAAUAUGCUCCACGGGGAGAGCUCUACAAAGAGCUGCAGAAAUGCCACACGUUAGAUGAGCAGCGUGCAGCCACGAUAAUGGAGGAGUUGGCAGAUGCACUGACCUACUGCCAUGGCAAGAAGGUGAUUCACAGGGACAUUAAGCCAGAGAAUCUGCUGCUGGGAUUCAGGGGCGAGGUGAAGAUUGCCGACUUUGGCUGGUCUGUGCACACCCUCUCUCUCAGGAGAAAGACGAUGUGUGGCACUCUGGAUUACUUGCCCCCAGAAAUGAUUGAGGGGAGAACGUAUGAUGAGAAGGUGGACUUGUGGUGCAUCGGGGUGCUCUGCUAUGAGCUGCUGGUGGGAAAUCCACCCUUCGAGAGCGUCUCUCACACUGAGACAUACAGACGCAUCCUUAAGGUGGAUGUGAAGUUUCCUGUAACAAUGUCUUUGGGAGCCCGAGACUUGAUAUCCAGGCUUCUGAGGUACCAGCCGUCAGAGCGGCUGCCCCUGGCCCAGAUCCUGAGGCACCCCUGGGUCCAGGCCCACUCCCGGAGGGUGCUGCCUCCUUGUGCUCAUCCAGCUUCCUGAAUCCCGUCUGCCUCUGUCUGCAUUUGUGCAGGGAGCUCUCCUGGCUCUGCUAACUCAUCUAUUUUUUGUUUGUUUGUUUCCUUUUUAAGAUGCAAGAUAUAAAUAAAAGCUGAGUCGUUUAGUACCAGCUGAGUUGGUGUGU